ACGCAAGCAUUUCCCACAUAUCUAACCUAAGUGGCAGUUGCCCGAAUAAAAUAUACUCGGGUGUAUUGGUUGUGGUUUUGGUGAUAUUUGAUCCACAGUUACGCAAGCCACACAAGGUCUUACUCAAUACAAGCCACGCCAAAACCUUCAAAUAUAGCAGACACCCCCUCCGAGUAAUUCCAUCCCUCAACUGCCAUUGCAAUGCGCGCCUCAUGAUCCGACAGCUUCAGCGGCCCUUCACGCGACUCGUACCUGCAGCAUGGCGAGCUACACCCAUCGCGAGCCUACACGGUAGCAGCCGGCUGCAAAUCGCGCCAUGCCGCAGCAAGAGCGCAGGCGAAACCUCCAAGCCCAAGUCUCUCUUCGAGGAACUUUUCCCAGCCGAAGCAAAGCAGCUACAGUGCGAGGGCUCGUCUGGCGAAAAAACCCGCUUCUCCCCCGAUGAGAUAUCCGCCGACAGCGCCUGGGUCUCGCAGCUCCUCGAAGCCUCCCCACCGUCCGAGACCGGCCCGCUGCGUGUGCCCAAUGACGACCUCAUCACGUACUUGGAUCCCAAGGUUCGUGACACCAACCGACACGCGCGUGCCAUGCUCGUGCUCUCGGCGGCAUCCAAGUGCCUAGCCGAAAGCGACUUCUUCCGGCUAAGCGACAACAAAGCUGAGCAUGUCGAGGGCUGGGUCCGGGGCAUCACCAAGAUCAUCCCCGCGCGGGACUGCCACACCCUCGAGCCCCUGGGCCACUAUUACAUUCUGUUCGAGAGCGAAGCGGCGGCGCACGCAUAUCGGGAGGAGGUGCGGCGCAUCUGGGAGUUGUCCAAGGCGAACGCCACGCCAGGCGGCCCGCUGUCGUUCCGGAACGUGGGCCCGGGAUCCAAGGAAUCUAUUGGGAACUUCACGCUGGUGCCGCCGAGCCAGCGUUGGGACCUUGAAAUGGCGCGGUACACGCGCGAGGAGAUCCUGCUCGAGCACAGCGGGUCCAUCGUUGACAAGCUUAUGGACAAGGCCGGCACGCGGGCCCUGGUCUUAGUCUCUCUUGACGGGGGCGGCAUACCUCCCAGCACGCUGCGGACGGCGAUUAAGGAGGAUGGUGUGGACAGAAACCUGGCCUGGAGGGUCAAGGACUUGGAUGGGCAGGGCAUCAUGUCGUUUGGGCGGAGUAUGCCAACAAGUCGCGAGCCAGACCCUUCGGAGAGGAAUUCAGAAGAACAGAGACGAAGAGUCAUGGAGGCCGAGGAGGACAGGGAGGACAACCCGGACGACCCAGUUUCCAAUACGAGCACUCUCAACAGGGAGCACAGGAGCUACUCUAGGUUCAUCGUUCCCUUCCUCGAUGAGGCAGAGGCACGGCGGUUUGUUAGGAACUGGCAUCGACGGCACCUCACUCUGUGUGCUGAUACCAAAGAGGCCGAGGUGGAUACUUGGCACAAGACCAGGACGUUAAAUGUAUCAUUACUAUGGUAGAAGCCGCACCCGCGAACCCGCAUGUACCAAAUAGCUGUAUCUUCCAUGUACAUCAACAACAUACUUGUCACACCACGUUGUUCAAUGAUGUAUUAUUUUCGAAGGCAGAAAGCCCUCCAAUGCAGAUAUCAAGACGCGUCAAGCAGCAAAUAAAACUUGAAAAUACCUAGAAAGACUCGAAAAGUCGAGACUGGAAAUGUAUUAGACCCAUAUC
Pseudomassariella vexata is the source of this 1674-nucleotide messenger RNA. RefSeq lists its product as uncharacterized. The transcript has a single exon. NCBI's taxonomy places the organism in Eukaryota, Fungi, Ascomycota, Sordariomycetes, Amphisphaeriales, Pseudomassariaceae. The coding region runs from base 213 to 1460 and encodes 415 amino acids. The record is from RefSeq and is a predicted model, not a curated record.